UCUCUUAGCUGGGCUAGUUAGUGACAAUUAGUGCUCCAUUGUAAAUAUUCGAUUCUUAGCAAAUAGUUCAACAUUCAUUUUGCCUCACUGACAAUAUUACAUCCCGAAAUGUGUGAUUAUCAUCUCGUAGGCUGUGUCACAGUUAGUAAGACCACACCCACUUCUGGAGCUAUAGAGCGCGCUAUUCAUUGCUUACACAUUUAGCUGAUUUGUUAUUGUUAACACGAAACGGACACCGAAUUGUGAGACGAGAUGGAUGGAUUGCCAUAAUAUUUAUCCUUCACUCCAUUCGUAAAAUUCCUUGAGAAUGGCCAAGAUGCUGAGUUAUAAUUCAUGAAAUUAAGAGGCAGGAAUAUAUCUCCAUUGACAGUCAUCUACUCUUAUCCUAUUUAUGGAUCAUCUUCGAAGGUUGUGAUCACAUCACUCCUAUCCUGUGUAUUUAAAAGAUCAUAUCAAGACUGAAGAACAAAACAAAAAUAGUAUGCCUGUGAAAGCAUUGCUAUUAUUGUAGGCUGAAAGUACUCCUGUUGCCUGAUAAGACAAUGUGAUGACAAGGAAAAAGAAUUAGACAAUCACAAUGAUGCUGAUGACAAGUAAAGAACUGAUCCCCCAGCUUCAGACAUUACUUGCCUUCUCUCUGAUGAUGGAUGUCAUCAAGACAUCGUAUGGAAUGCCUCAGUCUCCAGUUUGGAGAAACAUAUUACUGAAGGAUAGUUAUCACCAGCAAGCCUCAUUCCCUCAAUCAGGUGCAGCUAACUGGCUAGACUCCACUGCAGAGCUGGUCUGGCUGUUUGGAGGACAAGCUACGCUGAACAACAAGACGUCUACCCUGGAUCAUCUCUGGAGAUUAGAUCUUCAGACCAUGAACUGGACCCAAAUCCAACAUAAUAAAGAAAAUGGCCUGCAGGGAGACAUCGUGCAGUUUUGUGCUCUCAGGGGAAAUUCCUUGCUCUUGCUGGAGGAAUUCUCACGUCAGGCUCUUUAAGCCAGAAUAUUUGGAGAUAUGAUACAGAUGCAGGGACUUGGGAAAUGGAAGUGGGGUAUGAAAGCUUGCUAGGUAAUGUUACAAGAUUCUGGUGCUCAGGACAGGACCUUUUUGGUCUUGUCCAGGCGAAGUCUGAUACAACAUUGUUGCAGUAUCAUUGGGACCAUAAGAGUUGGACAAAGAUUCCAACCAGGGUUGGCACAAAGAAAGCCCAGUCAGAGCUUGUACCAGACUUGAGGAAUGUUUCAAUCUAUCCAUUGUGGCCUUCAGAGAGAGGGUUUAUCAUUCUCUAUGCACCUGCUGAUCA
Strongylocentrotus purpuratus (purple sea urchin) is the source of this 1292-nucleotide messenger RNA. RefSeq lists its product as uncharacterized. Bases 578 to 985 code for a protein of 135 amino acids. NCBI's taxonomy places the organism in Eukaryota, Metazoa, Echinodermata, Echinoidea, Camarodonta, Strongylocentrotidae. The record is from RefSeq and is a predicted model, not a curated record. The transcript is spliced from 3 exons.